Candidula unifasciata is the source of this 498-nucleotide messenger RNA. NCBI's taxonomy places the organism in Eukaryota, Metazoa, Mollusca, Gastropoda, Stylommatophora, Geomitridae. The record is from the annotation of a GenBank genome assembly.
GAUGUUAUGUGUCUUCUCAUUCGUCGAUACGUCAGACAUAUAGAGAGACUGAAAAUAGGAGAAGGAGAUAAAACUUCCAAUGAUGAAAUACUUCGAAGACUAAUCGAAAGAAUGAGUGCCAAAGUUGAGAAGCGUCUGGACGAACUCCAGUUCAAGAUCACCCGCUUGGAGAGGGAGCUAGAGGAGGCCAAGUCUGAGUCUGGCAGGUCUUAUGAGCUGCAGCAAGAGCAUUUCGAGAAGUUCGUGGAGUUUACAGGUCGCAAGAUUCGAGAGAGCGACAGAUACAUACAUUUCCUAGACGAAGCCAAGUUGCAGAUUUUAGCAAGGAUGGACUCUGAGCGCAUCCAGAUGGAGAAGGUUAUUGAAAGCAGAGUGGCCCACUUAGGCAAGAAACUGGACGAAAGCUCCAGCCAGAUGAGCCAACAGCUAGAAAGAAUUAGAGCUUCCAGAGCUGCCGCCGGGAGUGGGUCUCCGGGCAGGUUCAAACCCGCGGACUAG